Molecule: messenger RNA, 1336 nt
Organism: Myotis brandtii (Brandt's bat)
Lineage: Eukaryota; Metazoa; Chordata; Mammalia; Chiroptera; Vespertilionidae
Gene: DLL3
Product: delta-like 3 (Drosophila)
Exons: 9
Coding region: 1-1242 (413 amino acids)
Biological process (GO): multicellular organism development; Notch signaling pathway; establishment or maintenance of epithelial cell apical/basal polarity
Cellular component (GO): protein-containing complex; plasma membrane
Molecular function (GO): calcium ion binding
Source: RefSeq, a predicted model, not a curated record
AUGGUCGGCCCGUGGCUGCCUCAACUCCUGUCCCGGGCGGUGAUCCUGGCGCUCUUUUUCCUUCCCCAGGCACGGCCGGCAGGCGUUUUCGAGCUUCAGAUUCACUCUUUCCGGCCGGGACCAGGUCCAGGGGCCCCCAGGUCUCCCUGCAGUGCCGGGGGCCCCUGCCGCCUCUUCUUCAGAGUCUGCCUGAAGCCAGGGAUCCCAAAGGAGGCCGCGGAGUCUCCGUGCGCUGUGGGCGCGGCGCUGAGUGCGCGUGGACCGGUCUACACCAAACUGUCCCGGGCUCCAGCUCCUGACUUGCCGCUGCCGGACGGCCUGAUGCGCGUGCCCUUCCGGGACGCCUGGCCGGGCACCUUCUCUCUCAUCAUUGAAACCUGGAGAGAAGAGUUAGGAGAGCAGGUUGGAGGUGAGUGUCUUCAGUCUUGGGAUUACUGUGUAGAAUGUGGGAAUUGGGGUCCAACCCCGGGACUGCGCCCCUGCGCGCCGGUGGAGGACGAGUGCGAGGCGCAGCCGGCAUGUCGAGCCGGCUGCAGCCCAGAGCAUGGCUUCUGUGAGCGGCCUGAUGAAUGUCAAUGCCUGGAAGGCUGGACUGGGCCCCUCUGCACAGUCCCUGUCUCCAGCAGCACCUGUCUCAGCUCCAGGGGCCCAUUCUCCGCUGUCACUGGAUGCCUCAUGCCUGGUCCUGGGCCUUGUGAUGGGAAUCCAUGUGCCAACGGGGGCAGCUGUAGUGAGACACCCGGAUCCUUCGAAUGUGCCUGUCCCCGUGGGUUUUAUGGGUUGCAAUGUGAGGUGAGUGGGGUGACAUGUGCGGAUGGACCUUGUUUCAAUGGUGGCUUGUGUGUGGGAGGUACAGACCCGGAUUCUGCCUACAUCUGCCACUGCCCACCUGGUUUCCAAGGCUCCAACUGUGAGAAGAGGGUUGACCGGUGCAGCCUGCAGCCAUGCCAAAACGUGCUGCCGGCCUUGGGGCUGCUGGUGGCUGCAGGUUUGGCCGGCGCUGCGCUCUUGCUGGUCCAUGUGCGACGCUGUGGCCCUGGCCGCGGUACUGGGUCCCGCUUGCUGGCGGGUACCCCGGAUCCAUCCGUCUUUGCGCUCCCAGAUGCACUCAACAACCUGAGGACGCAGGAGAGGCCCGGGGAUGACCCGAGCCCGUCAGUAGAUUGGAAUCACCACGAAGAUGGAGACUCUAGUGAGAUUUACGUCUUAUCUGCUCCUUCGGUCUGUGCUGGGGAGGCCUGACCUGCUCCUUCUCCAUCAGCGCCUGGAGACAGAGCCUGGAUAUUUUUGUAUUUACUUGAUGGUGCCCAACCAAUCUCUGCCUGACACUUCGGAG